Molecule: messenger RNA, 803 nt
Organism: Cucumis sativus (cucumber)
Lineage: Eukaryota; Viridiplantae; Streptophyta; Magnoliopsida; Cucurbitales; Cucurbitaceae
Exons: 2
Coding region: 213-566 (117 amino acids)
Source: RefSeq, a predicted model, not a curated record
UUUUGCACAACUUUCCUUCCCGGUUCUCUUUCUCUCCCAUCCAUAUUUCUUCACCUUCCGCCAUGGUGGUUUCUGGUUUCUUCACUUGCAAAACCUAACCACAGCCUCCGUUGGAGACGAUUGUGGAAGCUGAUUGAGGUUCACUGAGAAGCUGUUGUUGUUGUUGGGUUGUGAAUUUUAGGGUUUCGAGGUGUGAUUGGGCGGAAUUGACGAUGUCUUUGAGAAUAAAGGCUGUGGUGGAUAAAUUCGUGGAGGAGCUCAAGGAAGCUUUGGAUGCAGAUAUUCAAGAUCGAAUCAUGAAGGAGAGAGAGAUGCAGAGUUACAUUGAAGAGCGUGAACGUGAGGUUGCUGAACGUGAAGCUGCUUGGAAAGCUGAGCUCUCUCGUCGUGAGGCCGAAAUUGCAAGACAAGAAGCAAGGUUGAAGAUGGAAAAGGAAAAUCUGGAAAAAGAGAAAAGUGUGCUAAUGGGAACUGCAUCAAAUCAAGACAACCAAGAUGGAGCUCUUGAAAUUACUGUAAGUGGUGAAAAGUAUAGAUGCCUUAGGUUUGCAAAGGCUAAAAAAUGAGGCUGACAUAAUGAUAUGAUAGUGAAAAAGGAAAAAGAAAAAAAAGUUAGUGUCUUGAUUGUGGCCUCUUCUUCCUCUUAAGCUUGCUAUAAUUUUUUUUCAAAGCAAAAUCAUUAUUAGUCUUGAAAGCUUCUAAGAUGUACAUGUAGAUAAUUAUUUGCUACACCAUCAUGAUUCUAGCAGUAUUUAUUAAUCAUUCCAUUCCAUUUUAUCCAAUGAAUGAAUCAAUCUCCAUCU